CGCCUUUAUAUAUAUAUUUAGGAAGGUUAGGAAUAUAUUCAUUUAUCAAGCUUCGGAGUAAAAUAAUAAUUUUCAAGGUUUUAAUUUGAUGGUGUACUGUAAAGUAACAUCAAAUACGAUAAUUUUUUAAAAUUCUAUAGAAAUAAUAGACACAGAGACAGGCAAAAAUAUAAGGAAGUUUCUGGUAGAUCCAUUCCUUGAUAAAGAAUUGGCAAAAGCAAAUUUUGCUUACAUUUUAGAAUGGAUGAGAAUGCACGGACGCUUUAUUGCGGAAAUCUAAGCGAAAAAAUAACUGAGGAUAUUCUUUAUGAAUUAUUCUUACAAGGAGGUCCUGUACAAAAAAUAAGCAUUCCCAAAGAUCGUGAUGGUAAACAAAGACCAUUUGGAUUUGUCACAUAUAAACACGUACAUUCUGUGGAAUAUGCUUUACGUUUAUUUGAUGGUACAACAUUAUACAAUCGUCCUCUUAAUAUGAAAUUGAGGAAUAAUGCCGAGUCACAACAAGCAGAACAAUCUCCAAAUCCUGUUCGCAAUAUAAAUCACAUGUUAGAAUUAGGGCAACAAAUGAUCUUAGGAAAUUACCCACCACAAAAUGGUGAUGCAAUGUUUAUAGCACAUGUUUCACAACAUGCUCCGACAUAUCCAAGACCAUUGGAUGCAAAUUAUUGUGAUGAUGGGAUUAGAAGAAAUCAUCCUUAUCAAAGGUACAGAGAUAGAAAACAAGAGAGAGAUAGAAACCAAGAGAGAGAUAGAAACCAAGAGAGAGAUAGAAAUCAAGAGAGAGAUAGAAAUCAAGAGAGAAACAGAGAUAGAAAUCGAGAGAGAGAAAGAGAUAGAGCAAGAAGCAAAGAACAAAAUGAACAUUACAGAGAUGAAAGAUCAUAUUAUAAUAAAGAUAAUUGGAAUUACCGUUCUGGCUAUCCUCGAUACGGUGACAAUAGAAAAAGAUGGACUCAUUGAAAAUAAGUAUUUUUUAUUUUU
This is a messenger RNA of Nylanderia fulva, 981 nucleotides long. RefSeq lists its product as uncharacterized. The record is from RefSeq and is a predicted model, not a curated record. Gene Ontology annotation, cellular component: nucleus. Gene Ontology annotation, biological process: regulation of alternative mRNA splicing, via spliceosome. Lineage: Eukaryota; Metazoa; Arthropoda; Insecta; Hymenoptera; Formicidae. Gene Ontology annotation, molecular function: single-stranded RNA binding.